This is a messenger RNA of Dentiscutata erythropus, 351 nucleotides long. NCBI's taxonomy places the organism in Eukaryota, Fungi, Glomeromycota, Glomeromycetes, Diversisporales, Gigasporaceae. The record is from the annotation of a GenBank genome assembly.
AUGUCUUACUCCAACACAUCCGUUCCAUCAAUUUUUGAUUCCAUACCUCCAGUUCUUGAUCCUGUUUCUCCAAUUAUUGACCCCGUUCUUGACCCCGUUCCUUCAAUUCUUGAUACUGUUCCUUCGACUUCUAAUCCAGUUUCUGAGCCUCAAAAUGAAGAAGAAACUAUUAAUAACACAACUACUCAAAGUAAUAAUACAAAAAAAUCCAAAAAAAAAAAAAGGACCCAUCACCAGUUUACAACUAUUUGGAAGAACUUGAUGAUGGUAUUCAUCUUUGUAAAGUAUGAUCCUAAAAUUAAACAUCCUUGUAAAUGGGGUGCACUUACAUCUUUGUCAACAAUUAUGUGA